This is a messenger RNA of Talaromyces amestolkiae, 1185 nucleotides long. RefSeq lists its product as uncharacterized. The record is from RefSeq and is a predicted model, not a curated record. The transcript has a single exon. NCBI's taxonomy places the organism in Eukaryota, Fungi, Ascomycota, Eurotiomycetes, Eurotiales, Trichocomaceae. Bases 1 to 1185 code for a protein of 394 amino acids.
AUGGCAGUCACUCAAGAAACCAUCUCGAAAAGUUCAGACGGCGCACUGCGCCAGAUAUCAAAGCCGUACUUUUACCGAGAAGCAUACCUACGACCAGCGACAAUUCAAUGUCACGCCUCCAAUCUUCUACGCCUGUCUAAUGGCGACCUUCUAUGCGCCUGGUUUGGGGGCAACAUGGAGGGCAAAUCAGAUAUCAGCAUAUACCUGUCUCGUCUGGAGUCCGGCAAAUCGCAAUGGUCCGAAGCCAUUCGAGUGACUCAUGACAACACGCGCAGCGAGCAGAAUCCAGUGCUUUUCAGGCAUACGGACAAUAAUCUCUGGUUACUUUAUACAUCGCAACACAGAGGAAACCAAGACUCGGCCGUCGUGAAGCGGAUAGCUUCACAUGACAAUGGGUACACAUGGAAUGAAAACCCAGAGGUCAUCUUUUCGGAGCCCGGGACAUUCAUUCGACAACCUAUUAUUGUACUGGAUAACGGCAACUUAGUCGUGCCCACAUUCAAAUGCAGAGUCGACGCCGGUGAGAAAUGGGUCGGAAACGACGAUGUUUCAGCCAUUCGCGUAUCCCAUGAUCAAGGAAAGAAUUGGUCUGAGACUCCUGUUCCAGAAAGCACCGGAUGUGUACAUAUGGAAAUUCAGCAACUCAAAGAUGGGUCGUAUUUAAGCCUAUACCGAAGCCGAUGGGCCGAUUUUAUUUACUCAUCUACUUCUCCCGACGGAAUCACAUGGAGUCCUCCGAAGCCGACUUCCUUACCCAACCCGAAUGCUGGAAUAUGCUUCGACGUCCUGUCCUCCGGUCGAGUCGUGGUUGUAUACAACCAUUCCUCUCGCCAGAAUGCCACAGGUCGCCGGACGGGCCUAUAUGAUGAGAUCGGCGAUGAGGAAGGCGAUAAUCGACAAGAUCAGACGGUCAAACAUGAGGGUAAAGAAGCCUUUUGGGGAGCGCCUCGAGCUCCUUUGUGUGUUGCAUGGAGCGAUGAUAAUGGAAAGUCAUUCCAGCACAAGAUAUUGGAGGACGGGGAUGGCUUCUGUAUGACGAACAAUAGUGAGGAUAAGCUGAAUCGUGAGUUGUCAUACCCUAGUAUGGUAAUUGGAGAUGAUGGGACGAUUCAUAUUGCAUUUACGUUUUGGAGGCAGACCAUCAAGUAUGUGCAGAUUAGAAAUGAUUUCUUUGAUCAGUGUUGA